AUUCCCAUGGAUCUUGUUACCGGAGGCUCCUCGACAUCUGCUGCCGGGGUAACAACACUUCUCGCCCCCUAUCUCCUGCCAUCUUCCCAGGACCACCGAGCUUCUCCCCUGUCCCCCCCCCCACCGGUGAUGGUGACGAUGACGAGGUGGGGUAACCGUACAUGCUUCCUCCACGCGUACCGGCUCUAGCUCACCUCGCCGCGGACGCGCCUCCGCCUCCUGCCGCUGUUCCAUCCAGUCCAGGAGCGCGGUACCGUCGAGCGGAGCACUUGUGGGUUUUUUUUUUGUCCGCGGACUGUUUGGCUGCUGGGGGGGCCUUCGCAUCCCCUUCUUCGCCACGGGAGGACACGCGAGGGCGGAUGUAAACAAGUCUUAUUUCUUCGUUGAAGAACCGAGAGCAUGGAGUCGGUGGAGAAGGAGUGCGGGGCGCUGGGUGGAUUAUUCCAGGCUAUCGUCAACGAUAUGAAGAGCUCUUACCCGGCGUGGGAAGACUUCAGUGCCAAGGCCACAAAAUUGCAUUCUCAACUCAGGACUACAAUUCUGGCAGCCGUGGCCUUUUUAGAUGCUUUUCAAAAGGUAGCAGACAUGGCGACUAAUUCAAGAGGUGCCACCAGAGAUAUUGGCUCCGCCCUGACUAGGAUGUGCAUGCGACAUCGCAGCAUUGAGGCUAAAUUACGCCACUUUACCAAUGCUCUAAUGGAAGGCCUGGUCACGCCACUUCAGGACAAAAUAGAAGAAUGGAAAAAGACCGCUAAUCAGCUGGACAAGGACCAUGCCAAAGAAUAUAAACGGGCUCGUCAAGAAAUUAAACGGAAGUCAUUGGAUACCAUCAAACUUCAGAAAAAGGCAAGAAAAGGGCGGGGUAACCUGCGCCCACAGCUGGACAGUGCCAUGCAGGACGUCAGCGAUCUGUACCUGCUCAUGGAAGAGACGGAGAAGCAGGCUGUGCGCAGAGCCCUAAUGGAAGAGAGAGGGCGCUAUUGUGCAUUCAUUAACUUGCUGCAGCCCGUUGUGAAUGUUGAGAUAGCCAUGCUGGGAGAAACAACACACUUACAGGCCAUUGUCGAUGACCUCACAGUGCUAACUGAAGACCCGCACAAACUCCCUCCAGCCAGUGAACAGGUGAUCCGGGACCUAAAAGGCUCCGACUUUACCUGGUCCUAUCAGACACCUCCUUCCUCCCCCAGCAGCAUCAGCUCCAGAAAGAGCAGCAUGUGCAGUCUUCUCCAGAUGCCUUCUGCGGGAGCGCAUCGGCUCAGCAGCGUCUCCUCUCACGACUCAGGAUUUGUCUCCCAGGACGCCAACACCCACUCCAAGCCGCCUUCCCCCAUGCCCUCUGACUUCACCAGCCAGAAAUCAACGAGCUCCGCCUCCUCUGAGGCAUCAGAAACCUGCCAGUCUGUCAGCGAGUGCAACUCCCCCACAGCGUUUGGCUCAUGCUCAUCCUUCGGCACCUUCCGCCCUGCUUUCUCACACACUGGCACCAUCAGGCCUCUGUCUGUCAUACUUCCUGCGUCCCCCACAUUUAACCACUCCCCCGGAGCCAACACCCCCCCACCCACAUCAAAGGUCCCUAGCUGGAAGGAGUGGGCCAAAUCAAACCAGUGUGAGCCGUCGUUGGCCAGCACUUUGCAGCGCAGGAGAGAGUCCAUGGAUAAGAUGAGGGAGCUGGAAGCUCCGCCCAGUCCGAAGGUGUAUGGGAUGCAGGCAGAGGACACAAACAGAGCGAGAAUUGGCCCAGCUAGCAUUAUAGCAAAGCACGGAGAGCCUCUGUCGCCAGCAGCCAGUACUCUCGCCAUGGUUUUGACCAGAGGCCUAAGUAUGGAGCAGCAGAAAAGCAGCAGGGAUUCGCUCCAGUAUUCCAGUGGUUACAGCACGCAGACCAACACUCCCUCCUGCUCGGAGGACACCAUCCCCUCCCAGGGCUCCGAUUAUGAGUGUUACUCUCUUAAUGGGGACGCAGACACCGAGGCGCAGACAGAGUUCGACAAGUCUUCCACCAUCCCGCGCCACAGCAACAUUGCCCAAAGCUACCGCCGCAUGAUCCAAACCAAGAGGCCUGCCAGCACAGCAGGACUCCCGGCCGGUAAAACCCUGCAGGGAGUGCCAAACGGAAGCAACACGGGUGCAAUCACUUCCGGAACGGCCACAAUUCGGCGGACGCCGUCCUCCAAAACCGGGGUUAGACGCACUCCUUCCACGUCGGGGCCCAUACCCAUUCGCCCCCCCAUCGUGCCAGUCAAAACCCCGACGGUGCCCGACUCCCCGGGGUACGGCAGCCCGUCGCAGCAUCGAGCAGGGAGUGAAGAGUUCCUCUACCCGGAUGAAUACAUGAUGGCGUCUCCUCAGCAAAGAAACCUCCCCGACGCGGCUUGGGCUUGCGGGGGAGGAGAUAGGACUGCUUACGCCCAACAGGACCCCGGCAGUGCCGAGGAAGACCCCCUGCUGGCUGCCAACCGCCACAGCCUGGUGGAGAAGAUAGGAGAGCUGGCAGCCAGCGCCCAGGCCUUAGGCGAGGGUCAGUUCCCCUUCCCCAGCUCAUCACCAUCAGGUCAUUCUACCCAGGAGCCAUCUUCGGGGCCCCAAGAAGGGCUGGACAUGCUGGUGACCAUACGGCGGGGCGUGAAGCUCCGCAAGACGGUGACCGACGACAGGUCGGCUCCCAGGAUCCUGCGGUAGCUGAGGAGGAAGCAGCCCUUAAACACAAAACUGCGGAAUAUGACAGCGCUCAUGAAUACAUGAAUUAUGGAAAAAAGCACAACGAGUGACUUUUCCUCCAUCAUUUCAUGGUGUUAAAUAACCCUUUUUUUUUUUUUUGGUAUGAAUUGUUGUUUUUGUCUGAGGCUGUCGAUCUCUGCUCCUCAUGUCAUCUUUUUUUUCCUCCCGUUUAGUUCCUGCAGCGCCACCGAUCACAGAUCCUCACCGAGUCACAGAAAGCUCCUCGUGUCUAUUUUCUUCUUGCUCUUAUGAUUAAUAUAAUAUUUUCUAUCAACAAGCCAUCCGUCUUUGGAAAGCGAUGGUUAAAGUGCUCUGUGAGCCCCUCCACGUGUGUAGUGUGUGUCCCGAGGUCUAUUAUGACUGUUUUGUUUCAUAAGCUGAGAAGCAGCAGCGAUUCGCGUAUAAUAGGAGCAACAUGGCAGUGUUUUUAUCGCUGUACUGUACUGUCAAUAUAUUCUGCAAUUAAACACGCUUUUUGGAGUUAA
This is a messenger RNA of Nerophis ophidion (straightnose pipefish), 3203 nucleotides long. It is a transcript of the gene mtss1la, whose product is annotated as MTSS I-BAR domain containing 2a. Gene Ontology annotation, biological process: plasma membrane organization; cell projection assembly. The transcript has 15 exons. The record is from RefSeq and is a predicted model, not a curated record. Gene Ontology annotation, molecular function: actin binding; phospholipid binding. The coding region runs from base 400 to 2679 and encodes 759 amino acids. NCBI's taxonomy places the organism in Eukaryota, Metazoa, Chordata, Actinopteri, Syngnathiformes, Syngnathidae. Gene Ontology annotation, cellular component: cytoplasmic side of plasma membrane; actin cytoskeleton.